GUUACAUAAAGCCAUCACCUGUCAAUUCCCGCUGCUUUAGUAGCAGAUCUGUUUUCUUUGUGGGUCCGUUCUCAGUGACAAAACCGCGAGGCCCAGAUUUUUCCGCCAUUAUUUUUUCUUCAUCAGUUCAAUGCGAAUCAGAGGAAUUUCAGAAUCAACGUGAAGAAGAUGAAGAUGCAUAUAGAGAUUAUUCUGUGUUCAUUCAUAUUCUUAGUUCUCGCUCCACGGAGCAUUUACUCCGAAGAGCGACUCCUGGUUGCCAUGACUCUAGUUAAAAACGCCGCUGCUGGCGGCGCCGUCUGUUUGGAUGGAAGUUUGCCGGCGUAUCAUUUGCACAGAGGAUUUGGCGCUGGAGCAAACAACUGGAUUCUACAGUUUGAGGGUGGUGGUUGGUGUAAUGACGUAUUGUCUUGCUUGGAGAGAGCCGAAACGCGCCGUGGAUCAACUCGUUACAUGAGCAAGUUGGAAGUCUUCUCUGGCAUCUUAAGCAACAAUGUCUCCUUCAAUCCAGAUUUUUACAACUGGAACCGUGUGAAGCUGAGAUACUGUGAUGGAGCCUCAUUUUCUGGAGAUAGUAAGUUUUACAACGGGACGUCAUUACUUUAUUUCAGAGGGCAGAAAAUUUUUGAAGCAAUCAUCCAUGAUCUUCUGCCCAAAGGGUUGUCAAGUGCACGCAAGGCAUUGCUUUCAGGUUGCUCUGCUGGGGGUCUAGCAACCUUUCUGCACUGUGACAACUUCACAAAGAUGUUACCAAGCAAUGCCAGUGUGAAAUGUUUAAGUGAUGCUGGAUUUUUCCUGGAUGAACGAGACAUAAGUUUGAAUUUGACCAUGAGGUCCUUCUAUCAUGAUCUAAUCACUUUACAGGGGAUAGAGAAAAAUCUAAAUCCAAAUUGCAUGGCAUCGAUCAACGAUCCGAAGCUGUGUUUCUUUCCCCAGUAUGCAUUGAAGUAUAUCACAACGCCCUAUUUUAUCUUGAACUCGGCUUAUGAUGUAUACCAGUUUCAUCAUAGUUUGGUUCCGCCUUCUGCCGAUCCGCACGGGCACUGGAAUCGUUGCAAGCUUAAUCCGGCAGCAUGCAAUGCAACCCAGAUUAAUGUAUUGCAAGGAUUGAGGCGAGAUAUGCUUUCAGCGCUUUACUCAUUCUUCAGAAAUUCAGGAAGAGGAGGAAUACUUAUAAAUUCAUGCUUUGCUCAUUGUCAAAGUGAGUCACAGGACACAUGGUAUGCAGCUGAUUCUCCAAGAAUACACAACAAGACCAUUGCAGAAGCAGUUGGAGAUUGGUACUUCGGUAGAAAAAUAACCAAAGAGAUUGAUUGCCCCUAUCCAUGCGACAAGACAUGCCACAACCUUAUACCCUCACAACAGGUUUCACUCAGAUAGAUGAUUCUUUCUUUACCUGCGACAAAUUAUCCCGUAUACAGAUGUAAAAACCGGACCGGUGGUUGAACCGGUCAGACCACUAAUUUUUAGUUUGAUCGGUUGAACCAUCGGUUUGAUAAAAAUGAAAUAAAAGAUUAAAAAAAUUAUUACCUU
Hibiscus syriacus is the source of this 1533-nucleotide messenger RNA. Its product is annotated as pectin acetylesterase 9-like. The record is from RefSeq and is a predicted model, not a curated record. The coding region runs from base 169 to 1380 and encodes 403 amino acids. Gene Ontology annotation, molecular function: hydrolase activity. Lineage: Eukaryota; Viridiplantae; Streptophyta; Magnoliopsida; Malvales; Malvaceae. The transcript is spliced from 13 exons.